AUGUUUGGAAGUGUAACAAUAAAUACUUAUAAUUAUAGUAGCCCGCACAGCUGUGCACCCCUCGUAGGCGAAAUGGAACCCUCUUUAAAUUUGUACGCAUGCGCAGAGGGGGUCAUUGCAGCACCAUAUCGCCCUACCAGGCACAAAGCGAGUAGCCAACGAUGCUUGAUUCCCGUCGUACGCCAUUACCGCACGCUGAAAGUAAAAAAGUUUAUUUUUUCCAAAUUGUGAAGCAAUUUAAGGCAAUGUAUUAUUUGAGUGUUACGUGAUUAAAGUUACAAGUACAUUGUUUUCACCAAAAUGCCUAUGUUAGUUGACUCCAAGCACAGAAAUGUGUCAUCAGUAGCGCCGGGCACUGCGUUGUUCAAAAACGCGCCCGCGACCGCGAAGACGCGACCUCUGGUGGAACCGGUGCUGACGCUGCCCACGCCAUGCUCCGCGUACGAGCCCGGCGGCUCGCGCGGCAGCUCGCUCAGCUCGUCGCCCACCUCGCCCACGCUGCCCAACCUCCCCCUCGCCGUCGACAAGCCCGACAACAACCACGUGCUCGCCGCCGACAUGCACCGCGAGGAGAACCGACUCAAAACCUUCGACACCUGGCCCCUCACUUUCAUAAGCCCCCAAACUCUCGCCAGCAACGGAUUCUACUACCUCGGCCGCAGCGACGAGGUCCGAUGCGCGUUCUGUAAAGUCGAAAUCAUGCGGUGGGUGGAGGGCGACGACCCCGCUCGAGACCACCAGAAGUGGGCGCCGCAGUGCCCGUUCCUGCGCAAGCAGGCGGCGGCCGGCGCGCUGCCCGCCAGCCCGCUGGCCACCGACGGCACCGGCCAGGACGAGUGCGGCGUGCGCGCGCCGCCCGCCGGCGCCAGCGUGUGCAUGCCGGGCCCCGUGCACCCGCGCUACAACACCGAGGCCGCCCGUCUGCGCACUUUCAAGGACUGGCCCAAGAGUAUGAAACAGAAGCCCGAGGAGCUCGCCGAGGCCGGCUUCUACUACACCGGCCAGAGCGAUAAGACCAAGUGUUUCUACUGCGACGGCGGCCUCAAGGACUGGGAGGAGGACGACGUCCCGUGGGAGCAGCACGCGCGGUGGUUCGACCGGUGCGCGUACGUCCAACUCGUCAAAGGCCGAGAUUACGUUCAAAAAGUUAUAUCGGAGGCGUGCGUCGUCCCCGAAACGAUACCCGCGCCCAAACCGGAGCCGGUCGCCCCUACGAAAAGCGAAGACGAAAAAUCGGAAGUGGAAGACUCAAAACUGUGUAAAAUCUGUUACGAGAACGAGCGCAACGUGUGCUUCGUGCCGUGCGGGCACGUGGUGGCGUGCGCCAAGUGCGCGCUGGCCACGGACAAGUGCCCCAUGUGCCGGCGGACGUUCACGAGCGCCGUGCGCCUGUACUACUCGUGAGUGGAGCCCCGCGAGGCUCGGAUCUAGUCAACCGCCACCUGUCGUAGCGGCGUCCUGAACCGCGCCGCGGGCCUAGCUUCCAUGCAUUCUGAGGACGAGUUGCACCACGCCAAUCGAUCGAUCCAUCUAACUUAUCGACUUCAAAAAUUGGGGUGGCAGUUGUUAUCUCAUCAAAGUUUUCGUUCGUGCAAAUUCUAAAGAAUUGUGUAAAGUUAUAAGGUUUGGUGCGACCCGUCCUAAGAGUCUACGCGAUGUGCUGUGAUUUUUAAUUUAAAUCGACGGCGGAAGGACGAACGUCUCCGGUCCGACGACGAACCGCUGGCGAAUUGUAAAUGUUGAAUGAUUUUAAAUUAUUUAUUGUAAAAAAUUUUGACAUGUAAAUUCCAAUGUAAAUAACAAUUUUAGCUUAUCAUUUUGUCCCACCAGUUGAAAUGAAAUUCUAUAUGCUAUAAAUGAUGUCGCGUACCUUUCUGAUGUGAAAGUUUGGACUGUCAAAUAAUAUGUUACACCGACUAGUCUCUUGAAAUUGCCACCGGGCCCUGUGAAGUAAGAUUAGCAAAUCUAAUUAGGGUCUAAUAACAAACCAGUAACUGGUGGUCAUCAAAUAUAAUUAUGUUAAAAAGUGACUUCAUUUAUUGCAUUUAAGUGAUUUUUUUAUGUAUGAUUAAUUUGAGACCGUGAUUUAUUAUUUGUAAAUCUUUUAUAUAAGUACUCGAUUAUAGAUACCCCUAAUAUUUUCAGUCGGAAACGCUUAUUAAGACUAUUGUUUAAUGAAAAAUAGUUAACCUAUUAUUGUUCCUGUAAAUAUGCUUCUAUUUUGACAAUAAUUUACUAAUUUAUGUCAAAACAGAGUAUUAGGUAGACAUAAUGAUAAGCAAAUAACUAAACAUAUUAUAUUGAAUAAUUUCUUUUCAAUGAUAAAUCGACAUUGUUUUAUUAAAUAGGAAUCUGAGGGACCAAUUUGAAACGCGCAAUACGUAAUGUUGAUUCCUCUACAUAAUCCAGAGAGAUGAAUGCAGCUUUCAAAGUUUCGCGUUUCAAAGUGUUCCGUCAUAUAAAUAUUGAAUUUUAGGUAUUUCAUCCAAUUAACAAAGGUAGUUUAACACAAUACCUGAAUAAUCUAAUCAGCAUCAGAUUAUACCAUAACUUACAUUUGAAUUUAAAAUCUCAAUAAUGUAUAAUUAUUAAUUUCAAAUUGAAAUCCAGUUGUAAAUACGUAUGUUAGAUAUAAUGUUCUACAUAAGUACAUUGCUGGUUAUUUUAUGACAAAAUAAAAAUGUAUGUACAGCGUACGACUUAAAGCUAAAAAUGUACCUAUUUGCAACUGGACAUUAGUCAAUAGAAGAGCACUGAAAAGAUUAAAUUAUUGAGCACUGGUCUCAACCAUUAGAACAGGUAAGAGUUUUUUUCGUCUUAAUUACGUAUGUUAAUGUUAAUAAAAAUUGUUCUAUCAAA
Cydia fagiglandana is the source of this 2859-nucleotide messenger RNA. RefSeq names its product baculoviral IAP repeat-containing protein 3-like (gene Iap). The transcript has 2 exons. Gene Ontology annotation, cellular component: nucleus; cytoplasm. Gene Ontology annotation, biological process: regulation of cell cycle; negative regulation of apoptotic process. The coding region runs from base 301 to 1404 and encodes 367 amino acids. Lineage: Eukaryota; Metazoa; Arthropoda; Insecta; Lepidoptera; Tortricidae. Gene Ontology annotation, molecular function: cysteine-type endopeptidase inhibitor activity involved in apoptotic process. The record is from RefSeq and is a predicted model, not a curated record.